This is a messenger RNA of Kwoniella botswanensis, 720 nucleotides long. RefSeq lists its product as uncharacterized. Lineage: Eukaryota; Fungi; Basidiomycota; Tremellomycetes; Tremellales; Cryptococcaceae. Bases 1 to 720 code for a protein of 239 amino acids. The record is from RefSeq and is a predicted model, not a curated record. The transcript is spliced from 2 exons.
AUGUCCUCCUCCUCCUCGUCAUCAUCAACCUCCCUCGAACCAACUCUCUACACCCUCCUCCCCUCUUCGCUCUUAUCCAAAUUCACCUCCCACCUAUCCCUCCAUUCAAUCCAUAUCGAGCCAUUCUCACUCAUCGACAGGAUAUAUACCAAUUCGAAUCCAAUAGUCAAAGGUCAAUUGCGAAAUUUGAGGUUCAGAUCCCGCAAAUUACCCACUUUAUCUUCGCUGAUAAAAGGGAAAGGUAAAGAUGAGGAGGGUAGAUGGGUACAUAACCUAAGUUAUGUAUCUGCUCCAUUGAGGAGUCAAGAGUAUUCUGAAAUUACCACUAGAGCUGUGAUAGGUUUGGAUAUAUUGGGUAUGGAAGAUGAAGAGGAUAUACAGGAUUUUAUUAAUAGUUUGGGAUUUGAACAUUCUCAUACGUACUAUUCUACAGGCCAAUUGUUCCAUAUCCCACUUCCACUGCCACUCCCUACACCUAAUCCUAUAACGUUACAUCUCUCCAUCACCCACUUAUCGGCCAACAAAACACACACCACUUCAAAUGAAAAUACAAAAAGCAAAAAUAACGAACCGUGGUUAAUCCAAUUGUAUCCCUCAAGACCAGUCAAUGCAGUUUCGAUCAAUGGAGAUCUGACUUAUUCAGAUCUGGUAGACUACAUGAGAGACUUCGUGGAUUCGUUAGGUAUAAAAGGGCUGGAUUGGAGCGUCGUAGGGAGGUGA